ACCUCCACCUCUUUCAACAACUUCUAACACGCCGACACCGACCGCGCCUUGCAACACUGAACUCUUCGCUCGCCGACACGACCAAGUCCGCUCACAACAUGGACGGUAGUGCCGCACACCUCCCUGAAGACGCCCCGCCCGCGUACACCGAAGUCCCCAUCCAUGUCGACUCGAAGCCCGAAGCUCCCCUCGCCACUGCGCCCGACGGCAAUCCCGUUCUCGAGUCCGAGGCGAACAUCGUUGCGCACACCGUCGAGCUUCCGCCGGACGGCGAGACCAGCGCGGAUGCCGACAUCGGGUGGAACAAAGAUAUGGGCCACCUACCUCCGACGAUCCGAUUCUACAUGACCGUCAUUGUCAGUAUUGCAGGCUUCGGCAAGCACAUCGCUCGCGUACGGUCGUGGAACGAGCCGCGCAGGACGACGGGCUUCUGUGUUGUACGGAUCUACUGUGUAUCCAGUCUGCUACCUGCUACUCUCGUUCGGCUCACAGGCCUACUACGUCGCGUGGUGGAGCAACCUCCUCGGCGCGCUCAUCUGCACGACCUCAUCGUACUCAUCCUCCACCCGCCUUCCGCAAGUGGCUCUUCCCGCCCGCGCCCUCGCCGCCGUCAGCGCCACCAGCGGCAACUGCAGGCCCACAAGGGCGAGGCCGUCGAGCAGGAGGCGAACAACUUCGUCUCCGGCGUCGGAUCGUUCGCGCUUGCGACCGCGACGGGCCAGCAGGACGUGCCGACGAGAAGCUCGCGCAGCAGGAAGAGGAGAACAGCGGUCUACGGGCGCGAUGCCGACCCGAUGCAGAUCGCGGGCGCGACGGCGGACGCGAAGCACGUCGCGCAUGGCGCGAGGACUGAUGGCAAGCACGACGCGACGAAGAAGCACGUCGAGAGCGCGAUGUGGGAGAAGGCGAGGCCCGUCAUGCGUGCUCUCGCUGACCUGGUAGAUACAUGGGAACGUUUUGGAAAUGUCCUAACCCCCACUGCGCCGUUCUCGCAAACGCCCCGCCUGCGGCUCGCGGCGCUGGUGCUACCGGUCAUGAUAGUGACCACAGCCGUUCCGGCUGCUCUGUUCGUGAAGGGCGGGUCGUUCGCAAUGGGUUUCGCGAUGUUUGGGCAGCCGCUCAUUACCCGCGGGAUUCACUGGCUUAACACCAACUAUCCUAACUGGCUGCAGAUGCUCGAGAUGCGGAGAUCAAUCCUCAAAGGUGUACCGACCAACGCGCAGCUUACUCUCGCGUUGCUCCGGAUUGCAGAGGCGACCCACACCCUCUCCGCCGCCGCCUUCCAUGAGCAUCCCGACGGACGACCCGAGUCACACCCCGACGGCGCCAAGGCCGAAGUAGCAGAGUACCGACAGGCUGAACACGCAGACGACGCUGCGGAGCAGGACGGCAAGCACAAAACGAGCAAGCUCGCCAAGAUCGUCAAGGGCUCCGCGAAGGCAAGCGUCAACAGCGUGAUCGGCAUCGACCACCUCAAGGCAAGCUCGGUCGGGCGCGGCCAAACGACGCUUGGCGCCUCGCGUGGGCCUUGGGACGGACCGACGACGUAUGCGUCGCGGUAUAACGGGAAACGGGGCUAUGUCGUGCUCGUGACGAGCGCGGCGACGCCCUGCGUUUCGUUCGUGUGGGAGAAGGACCUCUCGAAGAACCUUGCGAGCUACGCCAAAGCUGUUGCUGCGAAGGCGAAGGGCGAGAGCGGGGAGCCCGAGGCGCCACCUGCGGUGGGCGGGUAUGGAUGGAAGGGUAAGAUGGUUAUUGGAUAUGCGCUGCAGCGUGCGGUAGUGGAUGGGCUCGGGAUUGAGGACAAGGAUGGGAAGACACACUAUCUGACUGCAAUCAAGGGUAGGGAUGAGUUGUUCAAUAGGCUCAUUGCCAUUGGUGGGCAUAAGUGGGAGCAACUGUAAUACUGGUGGCAUGAGCAUGCAAAGGAAAAUGAUGUAGCAUACUAGUUAACUAUCCUGUAUCAAUCUGUGUCUGGCACAGGACAAUCCACUAAUCCACUGCAAG
Fomitopsis serialis is the source of this 2007-nucleotide messenger RNA. RefSeq lists its product as uncharacterized. The record is from RefSeq and is a predicted model, not a curated record. Lineage: Eukaryota; Fungi; Basidiomycota; Agaricomycetes; Polyporales; Fomitopsidaceae. The transcript has 11 exons. Bases 99 to 1904 code for a protein of 601 amino acids.